Messenger RNA from Mugil cephalus (flathead mullet), 3975 nucleotides. Its product is annotated as regulator of G-protein signaling 6-like. Gene Ontology annotation, biological process: regulation of G protein-coupled receptor signaling pathway; intracellular signal transduction; G protein-coupled receptor signaling pathway. The record is from RefSeq and is a predicted model, not a curated record. The transcript is spliced from 17 exons. Lineage: Eukaryota; Metazoa; Chordata; Actinopteri; Mugiliformes; Mugilidae. The coding region runs from base 368 to 1849 and encodes 493 amino acids.
GCAGACAGAGGGAGGAGAGGGGGGAUGAACGAGGUGUGCACAUGUGAGGAUCUCCUGAACUGCCGGGGCAAGGCAGAGCUGGCGAAGAGGGGAGAAGGAGAAGAAGAAGAAGAAGAGGAGGAGGAGGAGGACUAGAGGAAUACUGCAGUGACCAGCCAGCUUCUAUCGCUCUCUCUCUCUCUCUCCCUCUCUCUCUCCGUUUCUCUCGCUGCUUCACCGCUUUCAUCCCCUUUUCUUCUUCAUCCCCCCUUCUCUCCCCCUUCUGCCAAUUAUACCAUGAACCUGCCUGCUGCUUGUUGCUAAGGGGGAGCCAACCGGGGGAGCAGAGUGGACCAGGCGUUAUUUUGUUUUUAAGGACUAAGCAAAAAUGGCGGAGGGGUCCAAAGACCAGGGAGGCCCGGGCACCACCGACCCAGAGGAGGACUCCCCCAAUAUGAUCGUCUACAGAAAGAUUGAAGACAUCGUUACACGAAUACAAGAUGAGAAAGCGGGAGGUGUAGCCAUCCGCACAGUGAAAAGCUUCCUCUCCAAGAUCCCCAGUGUCGUAUCAGGUGCCGAUAUUGUUCAGUGGCUGAUGAAGAACCUCUCCAUCGAGGACCCAGCCGAGGCCAUCCACCUUGGGAGUUUGAUCGCCGCUCACGGCUACAUCUUUCCCAUCUCCGACCACGUCCUGACGCUCAAAGACGAUGGAACCCUUUACCGCUUUCAGUCUCCAUACUUCUGGCCUUCAAACUGUUGGGAACCCGAGAACACAGACUAUGCCAUUUACCUGUGCAAGCGCACCAUGCAGAAUAAAGCCAGGCUUGAGCUAGCUGACUAUGAGGCUGAGAACCUUGCACGGCUCCAGAGGGCUUUCGCCAGGAAGUGGGAGUUCAUCUUCAUGCAAGCCGAGGCUCAAGUCAAGAUCGACAGGAAGAAGGACAAGGCAGAGAGGAAGAUCCUGGACAGCCAGGAGAGGGCAUUCUGGGACGUCCAUCGGCCAGUGCCGGGCUGUGUCAACACCACAGAGAUGGACAUUCGCAAGUGUCGCAGGGAGAAGAACCCACACAGGGUAAAAAAGUCGGUCUAUGGGGUACCUGAUGACGGCCAGAGCCAGCCGAGUCCCGUCCACAUCAGCUCCCAGCCGGCCAGGAAGACCACCAAAGAGGAUGUUCAGAAGGAGAUUACUUUUUUGAACAUCCAGCUGGACAGACACUGUAUGAAGGUUUCCAAAGUGGCUGACAGCCUGAUGAGCUACACUGAGCAGUUCGUGGAGUACGACCCCUUUGUGGCGGCCGUCGAGCCGUCUAACCCCUGGAUCAGUGACGACGCGUCAUUCUGGGACUUGGAGGCAAGUCGUGACCCGAGCCAGCAGCGCGUGAAGAAGUGGGGGUUCUCUCUGGAGGAGGCACUGAAGGACCCAGCAGGACGAGACCAGUUCCUGAAGUUCCUGGAGUCAGAGUUCAGCUCAGAAAAUCUCCGGUUCUGGUUGGCGGUGCAGGAUCUGAAGCGACGGCCGCUCCAGGAGGUGUCGUGCAGGGCCCAGGAGAUCUGGCAGGAGUUUCUGGCCGAGGGGGCGCCGAGUUCCAUCAACCUGGACUCGCACAGCUACGAGCGCACCAGCCAGAACCUCAAAGAUCCCGGGCGAUACAGCUACGAGGACGCACAGGAGCACAUAUUCAAGCUAAUGAAAAGUGACAGCUAUGCACGCUUUUUGCGAUCCAACAUCUACCAAGACCUCCUGUUAGCCAGAAAGAAGCAGCCAGCAGACACUGAGCAGGGCCGCCGCACCUCCUUGGAGAAGUUCACCCGCAGUGUGGGAAAGUCGCUGACGGGGAAGCGCCUGACGGGCCUGAUGCAGUCGUCCUGACACAGCCUGCGCUGGAGGGGCGCGGCCGGGCCCCGCCGGGGGGUUGACUGCCACGCGGGGGCCGGGGCGGGGCCACGGAUUGUGGAUCUGGGCUGGACAGGGGUGCUGUGGACGCUCUCGGACGCUGCUGCGUGGACUGCCGCCGGGCCGGUAGCGCGGCGCCGGGCCUGCAAACGGAAACGCUGAAGGGAAAGACUGUGCCGACGAAAGGGGGACCUCAGCCAACACGUCACACGGCAUGCAGCAUACAGUAAAAGCAUAUCCAGUCUAGAGCUGCCCCCUCCCCCCUCUUCAUCACAUACUGUAGGCAGCGAGCUAGUUGUUAAGCUCGAUUAAUCGGUUUAUUCUGUUUUCAUAUUGUUUUAUAUAUCUAUAUCUAUAUAUAUAUAUAUAUAUAUAUAAAUAUAUGUGUGUGCGUGUGUGUUCCCUGGGAAUUAAAAGCACAUCUCUGGUUUGAUAAAACUACAUUUAAAAGCUACUUGCCGCAACCGUUUCAAAGAUGAAUAUCGCUUUUAAGAUAGCUGGGGCCAAUCCUAACACAAGAGGCACAUCGACGACACAAACCUAUCUCACAUCCGUCUCUGUUCUCAUAAGGCUGCCAGCAAUAAUUGAAGUGGGAGGCCACUUUUUAUCUCGCUUUCGAAACAAAUCAGCCUCUUUUUUAUAUCCUUGAAAUUUCUAUUGCAUCUGUUUCUUAUGAAGCACACGACACGCCAGUCGAGCAGUAAUCGAGAAUGCGAGGCCCGCGUCCCCCCCUCUCCGCCCUCCUGUCCGUUUUCCGUCUACGAAACAGAUUCUCGAAGGCCUCGCAAGAUUUUUCCCGCUUCAUUACAUUCCAAAAUCUGGCAUAAGGGCUUAAUGUAGCAUUACCACUGCGCCGUUCAUCGCAUGUUUCCGCACAAGUGUCUCUGUUGAGAUGUGUCCGCGACGGCGCUUUGUAAUGACACUCGUGGCAAAUGUUGACUGAUUAAUUCCUCUUGGGAAACUUGUUUGCUGCUUUCAAAACCACUCCCCCCUUUUUUUCCUUUUUUCUCUUCCUUUUUUUAGGCUGAACGGUCGGAUUAAUCAAUUCAAAAAUGCCUGUGUGAACAACUUGGAGGCCUAGAUGUGAUUGUGUGAUUUGAGGUUUCAUUUUAGUCACAGCUACAGACCACAGGUGGAACGGUAUCUACUGUAGUGUAGUGUUUGAAGUUUCCAGUGCCAUGGGUCCGUGUCGUGGUGAUCAAACCGCGGGACCUGCAACAAGACUGUAUUCUGCUGUGUUGAAGGACAUAUCAUGAUGUCAAAACUAGUAGUUCUCCGAUCACGGGGAUAUUACAAGGCCUGUCGCUCCAUGUGGGAUCAUUUAUGUUCUUUUUUUUACUGCAUGCAUAUCUCAUAUUUUCUUCUGUCAAAACAAGAAAAAAACCUGCCUAUUUUUGUUUGGCAAAAUGUUUGCCGUGACUCUCUACCUAAUAGUGUGUUUUAGUGACUGUGGGGAAAAUGAUGCAUGUUGGACUAUAACGGAGGGUUGACAAGGAGCUGGAGCCGCACUCUUCUGUGGAAGGACGUCAGAGUGUCGAAACGGGAGCAAUAUCCGGUCCACGGCGUCUGCCGCGCAGUGACUGCACAGGCCUCUCUGCUCCGCCGUGGCUUCGACCUUCCUCUGCAGACAGGAAGUGCUCGGGACGGAGGAGACUCUGGUCUAACAGCUCCCCCGUGAGGCCAGUGGCUGCCACGGUGGCUCACUGUGCUGCCGAACCAGUCGGUCAUCUGUUGUUUUCUAUUAGAGCUGCCGCGAUGCACUGUACAGGUCAUAUUAAUAACUGUCAUCAUAAACCAGUAACCUCUUGAGUAUAAGGUAGAGAGAGAGAGAUGCUUAACUUGAGUCGAUGUACCAAAUGUUAUCCUCAGCACAAACACGAUGACUCCUUGUACCGAGCGCAUUGUAAAUGUAAAUUUGGCUACGUAUCAUUAUCCGAAAGCACACUUUAUUACAAUAUAGGCACAUUACUAUGCAUGUAACAUAUUCAGGGCAUUUUGUGCUUUUAGUUUCUCAAUCAGCAAGACGACUACUGGCACUCUAAAACACUCAAGCACCUGCUAUCUAUUCAUGGGUACCAAAUAAUAAAAUCUCUGGACCUGUC